CACCCUGAAGCUGUGUUGUAAGGCGACGCGACACAGAUAAUUAAGCAACAUGGCGUUUGCAACAAAAGUCACAACAACAAAAUUUGCCGGCCGGCGAGCAGUACGGCAAUACGAAGACGAAACCAAAAGGAAAUCAAAGAAAAUAUUUGAACGCCGACUUUGAAACGCACAAGCUGUGCGUGGGGAUUUUUCGUGGAUAAUUUUGACUUUUCAAAACAAAUAUAUUAUUUAAAAUAAGUUAGAAACAUGCUGCCCCAAGAUAGAAAAAUUUUAAGGCAACAUACACGCCAGAACCAGAGUUCGAAUCAAACAGGGGCUUCGAGACGCGUCGGUGGAAAGAGCGGCACCCCAAAUAGAUACAACAACCAUCACUCCAAGAUGAGCGCCAACUCGAAGGCGGAUCCGAUCUCACUGAGCUUCCACGACUCGUGUCUGCGGAUGUCCGACGUGCAGCUGCUGCAUGGGCCCCGCUGGCUGAACGACCAGAUUUUGAGCUUCUACUACGAGUACCUGACGCACGUGAAGUACAAGACAAACGACGAUAUCGUCUUCAUAGCCCCAGAGGUGACCCAAUGCAUGAAGUACAUGGACGACCAGGAGCUGGAGCAACUCAUGGAUGAGAACAAGGCCACUAGGAAGCCAUUUAUAUUCUUCGCCUUGAAUGAUAACAUGACCUUCGAGGCCGGUGGCACGCACUGGUCGUUGCUGGUCUUCUCGCGACCGGAGAAGACGUUCUAUCACUUUGACUCGUACGGAAACAACAACACUAGCAACUCUGUGGAGCUGAUGAACAAGGUGAAGGAAACUAUGGACAUGCGCUCUGCCAAGUUUCGUCCAAUGCGCUGCCUGCAACAGGCCAACGGCUACGACUGCGGCAUACACGUCAUUUGUAUGACCGACCACAUUGCCGACUAUCUGAAUAGGUAUGAGGUGAUUGAUGGACUACCGCCGCUGCAGGUGGACACCGUUAAAGCCAAACGAACGGAACUGCUCAAGCUGAUCUUGUCGCUGGGCGGCAAGGACUAGACGUCGUUUCUUUCCUCCAUUUGCUAGUUUUAAGUUAUCGAAUGAAUAUUGUAAAUGUAUCAUUUACAGAAAACCGCUAUACAUUCAUACUGACACACACACACACACACAAAAAAAAAAAACACACACACACAUACAACCUGAAAAAGGCGAGAGAGGUACGCAAACAUGUGAAUACGAUACCCAUGAAUUAA
Messenger RNA from Drosophila pseudoobscura, 1220 nucleotides. RefSeq names its product Deneddylase 1 (gene Den1). The record is from RefSeq and is a predicted model, not a curated record. Bases 247 to 1026 code for a protein of 259 amino acids. The transcript is spliced from 2 exons. Gene Ontology annotation, molecular function: deNEDDylase activity; cysteine-type peptidase activity. Gene Ontology annotation, biological process: proteolysis; protein deneddylation. NCBI's taxonomy places the organism in Eukaryota, Metazoa, Arthropoda, Insecta, Diptera, Drosophilidae.